Messenger RNA from Cottoperca gobio, 3556 nucleotides. It is a transcript of the gene fzd9b, whose product is annotated as frizzled class receptor 9b. The record is from RefSeq and is a predicted model, not a curated record. Lineage: Eukaryota; Metazoa; Chordata; Actinopteri; Perciformes; Bovichtidae. Bases 481 to 2238 code for a protein of 585 amino acids. Gene Ontology annotation, cellular component: membrane. Gene Ontology annotation, biological process: non-canonical Wnt signaling pathway; canonical Wnt signaling pathway. The transcript has a single exon. Gene Ontology annotation, molecular function: transmembrane signaling receptor activity; Wnt-protein binding.
GCGGAGGACGAAGAGCAGAGAGCCGACAGACAGGCAGACAGACAGAGUCGCAGCUCUUUGGACCCGCAACAAACAGCGCAAACAGCCGCUUUGAUAUCACAUUUGUUAUCCACGAUUACUGACGCUCGGUUUGAGGAUUUACACUCAACUCUCGGUGUUUGAUUUGGAUGGUUUUUCCUCCAUUGUUUGUCGAAGUUUCCGACUGUCACGUCUUAGUUACGGACCUUUAUCUCGACUGUCUGUGGGAUUAAUCGUUUUUAAUUCAACACUAAAUAAUUGGACACUUAUCUACUUUGUGCGUAAAGCUGUCAUUGUUUCCUGUGGAGUGUUUUUUCUAACGGAGCAGUAACCGUGAAGGCAACAUUUGGACCUGCCUUCGCCAUGGGGAAAUAGCGGGGGACCUCUCUGUAAACGACCCCGUAUUUUUGACUUUUUCAUGAUCAUUUUUAAAAGACGAGAGCUCAGUCUUUGACUAAAACAAUGAGCAUGGAUGGUUGUCCGCUGAAAGUGGUGAUUUUUUUGUGGUGUCUGCUGGUGAUUUCUGGCUCCAGCUUUGAGAUAGGCUCCUACGACCUGGAGCGAGGCAGACCGGCCAAGUGCGAGCCCAUCGUGAUCCCCAUGUGCGAGGGGAUCGGCUACAACCUGACCCGGAUGCCCAACUUCAUGGACCACGACGACCAGAAGGAGGCUGCCAUCAAGCUGAACGAGUUUGCCCCUCUGGUGGCUUAUGGCUGUGAUAUACACCUCCGCUUCUUCCUCUGCUCCCUCUAUGCCCCCAUGUGCACGGACAAAGUGUCGACCUCCAUCCCUGCCUGCAGACCCAUGUGUGAGCAGGCCAGGGAGAGGUGUGCCCCCAUCAUGAAGAAGUUCAGCUACACCUGGCCGGACUCGCUCGACUGCUCCAAGCUGCCUACCAGAAACGACCCCAACGCCCUGUGCAUGGAGGCCCCCGAGAAUGAAACCAGGACGGAGGUCAAGAAAGGCGAAGGCAUGCUUCCCGUGCCCCCUCGCCCCAGGCAGCCGGGCACCAGCAGCGGCCGCUCUCCAGGCAGCUUGGGCUCCUGUGAGAACCAAGACAAGUUCCAGUUUGUGGAGAAGAGCCAGUCGUGUGCGCCGCGCUGCUCCCCUGCUGUGGACGUCUUCUGGUCCAGGCAGGACAAAGACUUUGCCUUCAUUUGGAUGACAGUGUGGUCCAUCCUGUGCUUUGUCUCCACCGCCUUCACCGUCCUCACCUUCCUCCUGGAGCCUCACCGCUUCCAGUACCCCGAGCGCCCAAUCAUCUUCCUCUCCAUGUGUUACAACGUCUACUCUGUAGCCUUUAUCAUCCGCUCGGUAGCCGGGGCUGAGAACAUCGCAUGCGACCGGGAGAACGGAGAAUUGUACAUCAUCCAGGAAGGGCUGGAGUCGACAGGCUGCACCAUCGUCUUCCUCAUCCUCUACUACUUUGGCAUGGCCUCUUCAAUCUGGUGGGUCAUCCUCACCCUCACCUGGUUCCUGGCUGCAGGGAAGAAGUGGGGCCACGAGGCCAUCGAAGCCCACAGCAACUACUUCCACAUGGCUGCGUGGGGCAUCCCCGCUCUGAAAACCAUCAUCAUCCUCACAAUGAGGAAGGUGGCUGGAGAUGAGCUGACGGGGCUCUGCUACGUGGGGAGCAUGGACUCCGGGGCGCUCACGGGCUUCGUCCUCAUCCCUCUAUCCUGCUACCUGAUCAUCGGCACCUCCUUCAUCCUCACGGGCUUCGUGGCUCUCUUCCACAUUCGGAAAGUGAUGAAGACGGAGGGCACCAACACAGAGAAGCUGGAGAAGCUCAUGGUGAAAAUCGGCAUCUACUCCAUCCUUUACACGGUGCCAGCCACCUGCGUCAUAGUCUGCUACUUCUACGAGAGGCUAAACAUGGACUACUGGAAGGUGAGGGGGCUGCAGAUAAAGUGCGGGUCCUUCAAUGGUCUCAGCAGCGACUGCUCGCUGCACACUUCCGUGCCCACGGUGGCCGUGUUCAUGCUGAAGAUCUUCAUGUCGCUGGUGGUCGGUAUCACAAGCGGCGUGUGGGUGUGGAGUUCUAAGACCCUGCAGACCUGGCAGGGCCUGUGCAGCCGGAAGCUCACAGACAGGACUAGAAGUAGAAAACCCUGCAGCGGCGUCAGCUGCGGCAACACACACUGCCACUACAAAUCUCCUGCUGUGGUUCUGCACAUGGCCAAGACUGACCUGCACUCAGACAACCCUACACAUGUCUGAGAGGGAACAUGACACACACACACACACACACACACACUGUCAAAUGCAACCACAUACACUCACAAACACACACGCACACACCUAUGCCCUUAGUAAGGAGCUGCUAAAGACUUUGUAAGAAGAUGAGUGGGUCAUUUGCUGCUCUGCUGCUGCCGAGGGACACACAGGUACAGGCGUCACUAUGAGAAACUAUCUAUAAACAGUAUUCAAUGCAUAAAGGGAAAUGUUCAGUAUUGUUACCCAUAUUUUUCUGUUUCAUAGUGUUCUGUGCAGUAGUCAUGCCCAGUGUUUCAAAGCAAAAAAGACUGUUAUGGGAAGUAUCUUGGGAAAUAUUCUCCUCCCUGAAGGUGGCAUGAUAAGCUGUAUAAAUCUGUAUAAAUGUUUUAUUUAUUGUAAAUAUAUUUAAUUUAAAGUUGGCUCUUAUCAGAUGUGUUGUUUAGAUGCAUUUAUUAAAAGGUAAAGGGAAAUGAAGUGCCUUUUAUAAGAACUCCGGUUCUGGCCUUUUUGGAGGAUAAUAAAUUUGUGGAAUUCCAGUUCAACUUGCUGCCUGGUGUUAUUGUGUGUAACUAUCUCACAGUAGCUUAUAAUGCAUAUUUAACUAUUUUAACAGUCUUAAACGGUUACAGAUUUAAUAGUCACAAAUGAUUGCUCAAUUCAGUUUUGUUUUCCUGAUUUGUUUCUGCCAUUCUUCUCCGGGGAUUCACACAUACUUUUUUUUACAGCGGGGCUCCCUGCCAAAUGUGUUGUCUUUCAAGUGCAUGCUACUCAUCCCAGAGGCGUCCCCAACAAUAAUCCUCAAAGAGAAUUACUGAUGAAUAGAAUGGCAAACUGUGGCAAGUAUUAAUGUUUGCAUCACCGUCUUAAAAAAAGUGCAGGAGCGGAGGAAUAUUUUAAUUAAUGGCUGUUUUUAAUCCUUCCACAAAAUCAUUGUUGUUGCCCUCUUGCUGCUUUAUUUGAUCCCUGUGCAAACACUCAGCACUUUGAUCUGAGAGGACAAAUCUCUAAUGGAUUUCAGCCUUAUUGCAUGGUUUCACUGGCAGAUUUAAGUUUAGCACAUGCACUCAAACUUGUGGUUGUUCAUUGAGUAGAUGUAUUUUUCACUUAAUAUUUAAGUUUAUAUGUGGAUUGUGGCUUUGGAAUCUGUAUUUCUGGUAUAAAUUAAGGGAAUGUUAAAGAUCCAAAUUCCCCAUGUUUAAAUGUUUGAGUUUGAUAUACUGCGAGGCUAAAGAAACAAUGCCACUACCAUCAGGUAUGAAUAAUACCUGACUGAUUCAGAGAAAUGUGCAUUAUUUUCAUUUAAUAAAUACCCGAAGUUGAG